UUUAAUAAUAAACAAAAAAUUUUGAAAAUUUUUGUACGAAAAAAUAUUUUUGCGUAAAUUUCAAAACAAAAAUUCUUAACUAAACUCUGUCAAAUCAAACAACCGUUAUUCGUUCAUUGACAAUACGAGAACCAAUAUCCAAACGAUGACGGCAAAACUGAAAUCCGAAUGCAGUGAGAAGGCAAGGGAGACCAUCAGCGAAGAGAAGUUGAAAGAUUUACUCACCGAACAGUUGGAACGUGUCGGCACUGGCGGCGCUUUUGUUUGGAGCCUCUUUUUCCUCUGCGUUACACCGAACAUACUCAAUGGCUUCCACGUGUCUUCCUACACGCUACUGGGCCACUUACCCGAAGAUCAAUGGUGUGCCGUCGCCAAUCUACAGUCGACCAAUUGGACCGUGGAGCAACAGCGUAACAUAGCACAAAACAAUCUCAAUACAGAUGGUUGCACCAUAUGGCAGUAUGACUACCCGAAACUGGCGGCUAUGACAUACGAAGAGGCACUGCACUACACCACACAACAAACGGCGAACGGCAAGCCGGCAGAGAUACCAUGUAAAAUGGAAGGUGAAUACGCGUACUCAGAUGCCGACACUACAUUUGUGGCAGACUGGGAUUUAGUAUGUGAUAAUGCCAUACAACGUACCACGGCGCAGGUUGCCAUAUCGUUGGGAAAAUUUUUCGGCUCCUUCUCGUUUGGCAUAUUUGCGGAUAGAUUUGGUCGUAAAACUGCCUUCAGUGUAGGCGCCAUCCUUUACAUUGUGGCGAGCUUAUUAUGCACAUUUUCGCCCUGGUAUCAGCUCUUCUUAGUGGGCCGCUUUGGUUUGGGUUCGGCCUCCUCGGCGCUCUUCUAUCCCGCUUUUGCUAUGAUUGUGGAGAACGUGUGCCUGCGACAUCGCUCCUGGAUGUCGAUCGCCUUUUCGGGCUCCUAUCCGAUUGGCUUGAUCAUGCUUGCGGUGAUCGCAUAUCUGGUGCCGCAAUGGCGCUAUGUGCAGUUGGCGCUCACAAUGCCGGCGCUUUUGCUCAUCUUUAAUUGCUAUUUGAUGAAUGAAUCGCCACGUUGGCUUAUAACGAAGAAACGGUACGCGCAGGUCUACAGAAUUUUGUUCAAAGAGGAAUGCCAUUAUGAAAUUCAGAAAGCGCCCAUUGAAGCCAUCACCGAUAAGAAAGCCGAGGCACAGCCUGAGCCAGCAACAACACUCUGGGUUAAAUUAAGAGAAGGCCCAUUCAAGCAAUUCCAUGAACUUUUCGGCACAUGGAAGGUGCGUCGUCUCAUAUUUACCGCAUAUUUUAUGUUUUGUGUAACCUCACUCAGUUACUAUGUCACAGCGUUGAACGCCGCUAAUAUGUCGGUUAGUCGUUUCAUUUAUGUCGGCAUUACCGGUAUAGUGGACCUGCCCUCAUAUCUGUUGCCAGUAAUAAUGCUGCGUUUCACGGGUCGUCGCACAACUACAAUGUCACUGUUUAUGCUAACCGGAGUGGCCUUACUGAUGGUGUUGGCUGUACCCAGCGACAAUGCUGUAUGGAUAAUAUCCUUUGCUAUGUUGGGUCGUUUCGGUAUUACCGCUACAUAUUCCAUUGUUACCCUAUAUACUGCCGAGCUAUUUCCCACCGAAAUAAGAAAUUCUGCUCUAGGCACAUGCUCAACGUGGGCGCAUGUGGGCUCCAUCUCAGCGCCAUACGUGGUGGAUGUGUUGGGCUUACUCGGCUGGUAUAUUCCAACGACUAUUUGCGGUUGCCUUGUGUUAGUAGCCGGUCUGCUGACGCUCACUCUGCCCGAAACCAGUACCCACAAACUGGUUGAUCGCGUUGAGGAAGUACCCUCUGAAUCGGAAUCGAGCACUGAAGACAACACAACUUCUACUACUGUGGCCAAAGCGAAAGAACUCGAAAAUUCUAAAAAAAUUUAAUUUGUUUUUUAAUACAUACAUUUUCUGCACAUACACAUACUUCUAUAUAUAAGUACAUAGAUACAUAAGUAAAUAAUUAUAUAAUAUUUACAAUUAUGUCAACUAGAAAUUGCAAGAGUUUUGCAAAUGUUCCAUUGUUUGUAUUUUAAAAUAGCUUAUAAAUUAACAACUAAGAUAAACCCAACAUAUUAUGGCUAGUGUUAUAUAUUACAUGUAUAAUUUAUGUUAUGAGUGAUUAAAUACAAAAAUU
Bactrocera tryoni is the source of this 2159-nucleotide messenger RNA. RefSeq names its product organic cation transporter protein. Gene Ontology annotation, cellular component: membrane. Gene Ontology annotation, biological process: transmembrane transport. Bases 146 to 1909 code for a protein of 587 amino acids. The transcript has 9 exons. The record is from RefSeq and is a predicted model, not a curated record. NCBI's taxonomy places the organism in Eukaryota, Metazoa, Arthropoda, Insecta, Diptera, Tephritidae. Gene Ontology annotation, molecular function: transmembrane transporter activity.